ACUCCGCCUCCAUGCUUAGUGCAAAGCAUCCGCUAAGCAUCUCGAUCCGAUUGCGACACCUCAACGCGAUUCGAGGAUGUAAAUUUGCUGUCACAUAUGCCGAUCGGGAGGCUAUCUCAGCUGCUUUGUUUACCUUUUUCGCCGCUCUGCAUCAUGGUUCUGUGGUGCUGUUCGAGAUGGAAGUUCACUUGUCCGGGUUAGUUUUACUGGAUGCAGAGUUCUACGAUUUGCACUCAGUUAGCUCACACAGUAAUCAGGUUUACUUCCAGUUUGCUAACGGAGUGUACACCUCUCCUCUAUACUUUCGGACGGAGGCUGGGACAUCACCUGUCCAUUCGUGGUCAAGCUUUAAAACAAGCCCCAGAAUCUCAUACGAUUGGAAUACCAUACAAAAGUUUAUACUCUUCUCCGAAUUCGCAAAAGCUCAGUUGCAUCUUAUGAAGUCUGAGACGGAGAUGAUGCUACGGUUGAAAACCUCUUUGUCCGAGAUUUUAGCCACGGAAACGAAACGGGAGGUAUCCCGUAUUGAAAUGAAGUUGUUGGAGUACCGUUUGCGCACAGCACAAUGCGCUCAAAGUGCCCUGUAUUCUAAACUCAACCAGCUCUCCAAGGAACGUCGACUUGCGGAGGACAAACUAUACCAUACUCGCCAAGCGACCUGUUUGCUCCAAAAUCAAUACGACAGCUUUUCGAAGUCAAUCUCGGACGCCCGAUCUCGCUUGUCUCAGAUGGACCACGUUUUAUAUCGUCGAACCGUCAUACUUCUGCGCGAAAUGAUCGACCUCUUCGAUGAACAGUUGUUUCUGUUCGAACCCAAACGAGGUGGAGCGGUCGCACUGGACAAAUCUGAGGACAUUGAGUAUUCUCAUGCCGCAGACUUGUCUCCACCUGAUACAACUAGCCUCUCAUUCGGGAUCGGCCAGACAAGCAACAGCGCAUCACAACAAUCUCAUACCAACUUGACAGAGCUGACUCCCGUCCCACAAGAUCUUCGACUGCCAUCAGCUUCGUCGGAGACCACCGACGCCCAUUCCCUAGCUAUCGGUUCAGGGUUUGUCGCCUACUUACUUCGAGUUUUAUCCGCUGUGUUGAACCAGCCCCUCCGGUAUCCGGUGGACAUUCGCGAUGGAUUUUCAAGGGCUAAAAUUGUCGAUCGAUUAGCACCGGAUUUAAUUGAAGCUGAACGGAGUUUCCCGCUGUACUUGCCACGGAGUUCGCUGCUCACAUCAUACAAGCACGCGUUGUUUCUAUUGAGUCGGGACUUGACCGCGCUUCGAGCGAUCUGUGGCUUUGGCACUUCCAACGAUGACGCCGUGGUGCACAACUUCCGAACUCUCUUGAGGCAAUGUGCUUCCAAUCAAUCCGCGGUGCGAUUGACGUGAUUAGGUCGCAAUGUGAACACUCAAUACUCUCAGUUUGAUUUUUAUUGCAUCUUUAUCCGGUGAUCACAUCUAUUCCGUUUUUCUAUUCUUCCAUUUCGAUUUUCGGUUUAUUUUUGAGCGUGGCUUUUCUCCUAUGUUGCAUGCGGUUCAAACCGUACGUCAGCUUUCUCCCAUUGCUUUUAACUGCAUGUGGACAAUGAGCAACGAAUUUAUACGGGUUAAGAAGCACUGC
This is a messenger RNA of Dicrocoelium dendriticum, 1614 nucleotides long. The record is from the annotation of a GenBank genome assembly. Lineage: Eukaryota; Metazoa; Platyhelminthes; Trematoda; Plagiorchiida; Dicrocoeliidae.